This is a messenger RNA of Heterobilharzia americana, 1099 nucleotides long. Lineage: Eukaryota; Metazoa; Platyhelminthes; Trematoda; Strigeidida; Schistosomatidae. The record is from the annotation of a GenBank genome assembly.
AUUUCUAGCGGAACUACAAGUUCAAGGACACCAUAGCGAAUUUCUCCAAGUCAUCUAUCAAUGACAAAUAUAGAAAAAAGUACCUCUGAUUCAAUCGACUGUCCACAUAAUGAUUAUGAUGAAGAUGUAAAACUAUGCUCUAUAGAGGCAAAAGCUGCUGUAACUGAAGUCGGAUUCGGUGUAAAAGAUAUAUGCCUAGCUUCUGAUUCUUUACCGUUCACCGACACACUGGCAUAUUUGAACUUAACUACACUAGAGGGUGAGAAGAUGUGUAUCGAAGUCAGUGCAAAAGGAUUUUGUCCUGUUGGUUCAUCUUAUAAUGAAAUUGGAAAACAACUGAGUGACAAGUCCAGUUCUAAUGUUCAAUCUGUUGAAUACAGUGAUUAUUAUGAAACAAUCUAUGCUUUGUUAUCUUCAAGAAGUCGAUUAUUUCGUGAUAGUUUCUCACAAAAGUUGAGUAGUCGAUUAAAGGAAUUGAACACAGAGCAAACAACAACUACAUCUGAUGUGAUUCAUUCCAAUAGCACUCAUGACAAUUUAUAGUAGACGAGAACAAUAGGACACAUUUGUAACAAUUCACGAUUACAUAUAAUACACUUUCUUAUUCGUUUUUUCACUUUACUUUUUCUCCCAUUGUAUUUUUUAAUGUGUUAUCACCUUGUUCAUAAUCAGGUGUAUUAACUUUUGAAGUUCUUUGUCAUUGCAUACGAGUUCUUUACAUACGCACUCACUGAGUAACUGUUGUGUAACUGCUGUGUUUAUGGCUGCAAGUUUUCUUUUCGUUUGCUGUUGUAUAUUUUAUGGUGGUUUUACACCUGUUCAGUGUGUAUCUGUUUGUUGAAUACUAUGGAACAGCAUAACCCCACCAUUGAUCUAAGAUCUUUUUCAUCUCUUCAAACAGAUUGUAAUCAAGAGUGAUUAUGGAUUCAUAACGAUGGAAAAAUAAUCAUUUAUUCAUGUCUAGUAUGGAUUCUUUUUAAAAUUGUUUAUUGUUACUGUUAUUAUAAUAACAAGUGAUAGCGUACUGAGUACUUCUUUUGGGCAUGUCUUCUUUCGAUUUGCAUAAUUAAACUAUUUUAACGUUAGCACACACAUACAU